AUGCCAAUUGGUCUCAAUCAUGCAGAAAUAUGCGCCAAGUUUGAUCGUUUGGUCUCUGACGGCAUCAUCGCUUAUCAGCCAAGCAAACCGGUUCUCGUGGCCGACAAAGGCAUGAUGUUUUGUUUCCAUGUUGUCCAGUCCUUAAAAAAUAAGCCGCAAGCUGAAGACACCAUCAGCGUUGCGAAACCCACAAGCACAGACUCGCAUUUUCUAUCCGGUACUUUUGGUCCUGGAAGUGAUAUCCUUCGGGAUCAUCCCGAUGUGUGUAUCACAAAAGUCAAUGACACGCAUUAUCUUGUUAUCAAUAAAUUUCCGGUUCUCCGCCCCAUGCUGCUUCUGCUGACAGUGGACUCAUAUCGGAGACAGCAUGAGCCACUGGAUUUGGAGGACUUGGAUGCUGGGUGGCAGAUGAUGCAUGCAAUGGAAGAGGAACAUUAUGUUUUCUUCAAUUGUACGGUUACUGCCGGGUCAAGCAGAGCUCAUAAGCACCUUCAGGUGGUCCCCGCCCCAGGCCAUGAGGGAUAUCCGGAAGGUUUCAGAUUUUUCCCAGACUGUCCUCCUGGAUCAGAUGCCAGACCACCACCUUUAUUGUACUUCAUCCAGCGCUUCGAUGAGUUGUCGGGCGGUCAAAUUAAAGAUAGUGCGCAGCUACUGGAAAUUUAUUCGAGAUUAUUGCAAAGGGCCAGGGAUGCGUUGCAACUGCCUGAAAGUGAGGCAGCAUGUCCGCAUAACUUCGCUAUGACCGCAAGAUGGAUGAUUGUUAUUCCCCGAAGUACAAAAGAUAUCCAUGGCGUUACGGCAAAUACCCCAGGAAUGCUAGGCUCGGUCUACAUUUCGAAUCAAGAACAGCUGGAUGAGUGGAAAGCUUUUGGUCCGACGAAUGUCUUGACUGCUCUCGGGCUACCAGCUCAGAAUUCAUGA
This is a messenger RNA of Penicillium malachiteum, 921 nucleotides long. RefSeq names its product putative phosphorylase. Gene Ontology annotation, molecular function: ATP:ADP adenylyltransferase activity; ATP binding. Bases 1 to 921 code for a protein of 306 amino acids. Gene Ontology annotation, biological process: nucleotide metabolic process. The transcript has 2 exons. Lineage: Eukaryota; Fungi; Ascomycota; Eurotiomycetes; Eurotiales; Aspergillaceae. The record is from RefSeq and is a predicted model, not a curated record.